Naegleria lovaniensis is the source of this 1962-nucleotide messenger RNA. RefSeq lists its product as uncharacterized. Gene Ontology annotation, molecular function: ethanolamine kinase activity. The transcript has a single exon. Lineage: Eukaryota; Heterolobosea; Eutetramitea; Acrasida; Naegleriidae. The record is from RefSeq and is a predicted model, not a curated record. Gene Ontology annotation, cellular component: cytoplasm. The coding region runs from base 1 to 1962 and encodes 653 amino acids. Gene Ontology annotation, biological process: phosphatidylethanolamine biosynthetic process.
AUGCACACCAAUACAAUCAUGAAACCUUCAUUAUCUGUCGACACUAAAUCUUUAUCGCACGCUUUCAACUGCUGCAGCUUUGAAGGUGGCAAUGACGAAUCAACUUGUCGCGGCAGCACUCCAAAUCACCACAAGAAUGGAGCCACUUUAGCCUCCAAUCAUUCAUCACACCAACAACAACCUCGGAAAGAACAGAAAGAACAGGCUAACACCCUCUAUUCAAAUUUGACCGCGUCAUCCUCAUGUUCACUGGAAGAGCCUCUUUCAUUGGAACACAUUUCCAUCCCCAUUCAAGAAACAGCCAUAACUCUUGAAGCAAUUAAUAUUAAAAUUGCUCAAUUAGUGUACAAGGCUUUUCCUCAUCGUUUUAUGGGAGUUGUCUUUUCAAGCAGCGAGUCAAUUUCGGAAGAUGAUUUUUAUGGAGAACAAGAAUCAUCACCAACCACCUCUUUGGAAGAGGAAAACAACACAACAAACAGCCAUCAUGAUUGUACCACUUUCACGGAACAAGAUCCAAACAAUACUACUACUUAUUCCCCUUCACUAUUACCCUUUCAUUUUGAUCACCAUCAUGGCAGUCAAAUUCAAGUCUAUAAUGAAAAUGAUGAUUCUCUGAUCAGUAAUGCUGAAGAGGAUGAUGAAAAAGUUCAAAGUGGAAAUGAAAAUGACACUACCUCUGUGGGUUCUUUUUCAAGUGGAAUGCCAUCGGAUUUGGUUACCUCGACCACCAUUUCUGCCAUUGAAUCACCAACCAUUAAUCAUCCACCAAUGAUGAAUGGAAUGAAUCAACAACAGAACGCGAUCGAUUCAAUUCCCACAUCCACCACAAAUGUUUCGUGUACUUGCUUCCGAGAUUCGCACCAUGAAAACGACAUGGCUGGGUUGAAUGAAAAAACGAGGAAUGAUGAUGGAUUUUGGCAACACAUUCUCCAGAAAUAUAUUCACGUCAAGCAACUAACUGGAGGUACCACUAACAGAUUGUACUUGGUACAUUUUCUUCGUCACACUCGUGACGUGGACCAAAACGAGGAAGAAGAGCGUCACAACACGACUCUUGACCACAUUCUAAAUCCAAAGAAAGUGCUUGUUCGUUGCUUUGGACACAACUCUGAAAACCUCAUUGACCGUAAAGCAGAAUUGCACUACAUUCAGCAAAUUUCUUUACAUUAUCCAGAGUUGGCACCAACCAUUUAUUGUAAAUUUCAAAAUGGGCUCAUUUACAGAUAUUUUGAAGGAAUUGGGCUCGAUGAAUUGGGUGGAGCAAAAGAUCAUUAUUUGCAAAUUGCCAAACUGAUGAAGGCAAUACAUUCGAUUCAUGUUCCUUCGUUUCAAAGUGAAUCUUCUUCUUGCAAGCAUCACAUUCAUCCACACAAACUCAAGCCUGUUGUAUUCGAAAGAACACAUCGUUGGCUUGAUCUUUUAAAGAGUAGACGUGAAGAAUUUAACAAGAGCAGCAAUUCUAUUCCAAGUGUACUUGACAUGGACCAAUUGGAAAAGGAGGUCAACCUCAUUCAAUCUUAUUGCCAAGAUUUUCCUGUAUCAUUUUGUCACAAUGACAUUGGAGCUCACAAUAUUAUUUACAACGACAAGGAAAACCAUUCCUAUCAUUUAAUUGAUUUUGAAUAUUGUGGAUAUAAUUACUCUGCAUUUGACAUUGGUAACUUUUUUUGUGAGUUUGGAGGUUUGUGUAUCAAUCCACAAGCAUUUCCAACUAGGGAUCAACAAACACUCUUUUUGCAAAGCUAUUUUGAAGGAUCCUCUGUGAGCGAGGAACAAAUAGAAAAAUACAGAAGACAAGCCAAUGUCAUGUCAUUGGUGAGCAAUUUGCAUUGGUCUGUUUGGAGCAUGUUACAACACAUGUUCUCCAACAUUGAUUUUAAUUAUCUCGAAUAUGCAGAGAGAAGAAUGCAAUGGUAUUACAGAAUUCGAGAUGAAACGCUCUCUCUCUUGAAUAGCCACUGA